UAGUACGUUCGUCGGAACAGUCCCCGCCGGUGUUGUGGCUCUGGUCUUGUGUUGCGGUGGUAUGGAGAGCUCGGGUCACGAUGCAGCUAUGUCGGCGCUAUCGUGGGUACCAGUGAACAUAGGGGGUUCCAAGCUGUUGGGCAAAGCCUGGUUCGGUGACACAGAAUAUCGAGUACUGCUGAGUGACCUGAACAACGUGUGGGAAGAAGACAUGAGCACAGAGAGCAUCCAGAGUCGUGCACAGGAUCUGAAUAAGCGUCUAAGGGCUCCAGUGCAGGCGUUCUUUGCUCGCUUGCGCUCGGUGGCUUUGCCAUGUCUCUCUGGACAGUUACAUAACCAGAGUACAGCACAGUUCUCCCUGGAGCAUCAUGGCAAGCACCUAACUGUCAGACUCAAGAGUGAGCUAGCAGGAGUUCCUUUUCACUGGGAAUUCCGCUUCACCCAUGCCCCUGUAGCAGUGGUGUCCACACAGCUAGUGCGCCCUCUGCUGGCUGUGACUCGAGUGCUGCAGAGGCAGGUUGGAGAACUGGCUGCACUGCUUGUGAGGAAAGAUGCUGAAAUACUGGACUACAAAGAGAAUGGAGCUGUGCUCAGCAGAGGCCGGCUACAGACCGAGCCGUUUCAGGAGGAGACAUACCGAGAAAACUUCAUCACCCGGACUCUUCCUCAGAUGAAUAUUCUUCAGGACAGUCUGGAGUUUGACUCUGAGCUGCAGGAGCUGUAUCUUGCCGUGAGCACCAUGAGAAACACCUCAAAACGAAAGCGACUUGGUGAACACAGUUCUGCCUCAGUGGACAGCUUCAGCUUUGUACCUGAGAACCCUGUGCCCGAUCAGGACCAGGCGGGCAGUGUACCCUCAGAUAUGAGGCCUACAUCACCUGUAUCUGAUCAAAGUGAUGUCCGGCAGCCAUCAGAAGAAACGCAGGAUACGGACAGUGAACAGACUGUGCCACUUCUACCUGCUGCGGUAGUCGAUGCAUCUGCAGACCGAUCGACCACACGUCCCAAGAAGAAGAAAGCCCUGGGGCUCUUCCGAUGACAUGUUGCUUUUGCACCUCUUUCAAACUGUAUGAAAUUCUUUGUCUUCAGUGGACUAUCAUUUAAACCUUUAACUAAAAUUCAUCAAUAAUUUUCUUUUUUAAAUAUACAUUUGCAUUUUAAUUUUGUAUGUUUAUUUGAAAUUGUUUUGUGGUGAUGAAUAAAAAUGUAAUAAUUUGUUUCGAAAUUCCGCGGAAUGGGAUCGUUUUGAAACACUGUAUUUGUCUUUGAUAGUAACAUUUUAUUGUACAAUGCACAUUAGAAAAAAGUUACCGGUAGAGACCCCCUUUUGGUUGUUAGCGGAACUGCAUUGUGCAUCGCGCAAGGCAUCAGUAAUAGAGAACUAAGAUGUUAUUAACGCAUUUUGAUAGAUUUUCAUUUUAUUAAAGACAUGUCUCUAAAUUCUUCCAUUAGAAGGACUGAUGGAAGAGACGGAUCAUCAUGAUGGCAGUUGACGGGUAUAGAGUGUCCCGUCUCCAUUAAUAAAACCGGACCUGACAGCUACGAUUUA
Messenger RNA from Electrophorus electricus (electric eel), 1549 nucleotides. RefSeq names its product nonhomologous end-joining factor 1 (gene nhej1). Gene Ontology annotation, molecular function: DNA end binding. NCBI's taxonomy places the organism in Eukaryota, Metazoa, Chordata, Actinopteri, Gymnotiformes, Gymnotidae. Gene Ontology annotation, cellular component: nucleus; DNA ligase IV complex. The record is from RefSeq and is a predicted model, not a curated record. Gene Ontology annotation, biological process: double-strand break repair via nonhomologous end joining.